This is a messenger RNA of Vigna unguiculata (cowpea), 858 nucleotides long. RefSeq names its product ubiquitin-conjugating enzyme 6 (gene UBC6). The record is from RefSeq and is a predicted model, not a curated record. NCBI's taxonomy places the organism in Eukaryota, Viridiplantae, Streptophyta, Magnoliopsida, Fabales, Fabaceae.
UGUGCUGAUUGCUGUCUGAACCAAAUUUUACUUGUUUUCAGCUUGCGCAAGAGUCUCCAAUCUUAACCUCUCUCUCCACUUGCCAAAGGAAAGGCUAAAGAGGAGAAGGAAAAAGGCAAAGCAACACAGCCAUGUCUUCCCCAAGCAAGCGCAGAGAGAUGGACUUGAUGAAACUGAUGAUGAGUGAUUACAAGGUGGAGAUGAUCAACGAUGGAAUGCAAGAAUUUUAUGUGCAAUUCCAUGGACCCAAUGAGAGUCCUUAUCAUGGUGGUGUGUGGAAAGUGAGAGUUGAGUUGCCUGAUGCUUAUCCUUAUAAAUCUCCUUCCAUUGGCUUUGUCAACAAGAUCUAUCACCCAAAUGUUGAUGAGAUGUCGGGAUCAGUGUGUCUGGAUGUUAUCAAUCAAACCUGGAGUCCCAUGUUUGAUCUUGUUAAUGUGUUUGAGGUGUUUCUACCACAACUUCUGCUGUAUCCUAAUCCAUCAGACCCCUUGAAUGGAGAAGCUGCAGCUUUAAUGAUGCGUGAUCGAUCUGCUUAUGAGAUAAGGGUUAAAGAGUACUGUGAGAAGUAUGCUAAGGCUGAAGACAUAGGGGAAGUGACUGAAGAGAAAUCCAGUGAUGAGGAGAUGAGUGAAGAUGAAUCUGAUUCUAGUGAUGAACAGGUUGUUGGUAAAGCAGACCCCUAGCUUUGCAUGCAUGUCCUGUUCUUAACAUUGUAUUUUAUCUGUAAAUGAUGUUGUAUUUGUGUUAAUUUACCUCACCACAUGUGAACCUGUUAUGGAUAAGGGGGAAAAGUCUCCUUCCUUCUAUUCUACUUUCCUCUGUCACUGUAAAUAAAGUACCAUUGAUUUCCUGAUGCAA